AUGGCCCUCCUCGCUGUGAUUCUCCCCUAUAAGGCUCAAUCCGCCGGAUUAGCUACUGAUUGCAGUCGACAUCUUCUCGAGCCUAAUAACCAUCUCGCACCGACAUCUGCCAUCUCAUGUAUCAAAGGACCUGGAGAAGUGAAUACCUCGUUGUAUAUUGAGAUCAAUAAGGUUAGGAUCCGCGUGCGCAAGGACAGUUACACUGCCCUAAUCAAAUACAUGAACGCACUCAGCAUUUGUGCAUCAAAACGUAUACAGAACCGCAAACAGGUACCAGUGUGGGGACUGAACGAGUACAUACGGGGAAAGACCAACAGGCCGUUCCCGAACCGACGGAAAGACGUUCAGAAGCGAUAUUAUUUCAAAAUACCAUCUUCAUACGUUGGUCUGAGAGGAGGUGCCUCCUCGCCCGAUGAUGACGAUUCCGGAACCCACAGGGUUGGUGGAAAUGAUAAUGUCUCGGACCAAUCAUCGGAUAGAGACGAUUCCCUAUACCGGGUCGAUAUCCAAGGAGGUCUAAGCGAUCAGCCUGCUGAUGCCUCGUAUGAAAAUACCAAUAGGAAUUCUGCCGACACGGAUAACUUGGAAAAUCACAUGGCUCCAAACAGUGCGGUUGUCAACGGCUCAGACGAACCUCACUAUAAUGGCGCUCCCGCAACACAAGGUCACAGGGAAGAUGGCACCUCGGAUGGAGAAUUCAAUGGGGACUUUAUCGAAUCCGGAGACGUGAGUGGUCAUGUUCUUCGAAAUGGUAUGUCUGGUCAUGUCUCUAACGAAAUCUGCUAUAAUGGUGCUCCCGUACUCCCCGGGGAUUACAUGGAUAGCGAUGCCUCAAAUGAAUACACUAACAACACUGCCUUAGUACCUACACACCGGAACCAUCAUGUGCCUCAGAACACCACAAUUACCAAUGGCGCGGACGACAAUUUCUCUAGUAGUAGAAGCGCUCGCCCAUCGCUCGGCCGCAUGGCUGACGAUGCUCCCGGCUCCCAGCUCACCAGCGUCAGCACCUUACCCCCACCAAGCAGCCGAACCUCACUCUCCUCGCACCGCUCACGAAUCGACAGCCUCCGCGAUGCCCAGCAGGAAGAAGACGACUACGUAAUAGACUGGUGGCUCUGCGAACCCCUCGGCCGCACCCCUUCAAACGCAACACACACUUCCAGCCUCGCCUCCUCUCGCGACCGCGAAUACCUCGCUCACCACCCCCAUCAUCAUGAACAACAAGAUCCCUCCUCACACGCCCACUACAACCCCCUAGCCGGCUACUACGACGAAAACGACGACCGUCAAGACUCCAGCACUAAUACCCCUGGCCUAACCCUCUUCCCCCCACCCCCAAAUAGCCUUCUCUCCCGAAUCCCGUAUCUAGAUCCCGGUCCUACCGAGAAUAUCUGGCCCCCGAACCCGGGUCCGCCGAAUUUGGUCUCGCACUCGAGACGUGUCUCGGGGAUUACGGUUGGUCGUCUACCACCGUCACCAUCACCGUCACCGCUGCAGCUAUCGCGGCCGCUGCCGGUAAUCACAGACACUACGACUACGGCGGCGGAUAGUAGGACGAGAUCGCUUGCUAACGCACGUCAUCAGAGGAGGAGAAGGAGGCGAAAUGCAAUCUUUACUCGGUUGCGGGCGACUUGGCGCGGUGUGAAGCCCGGGGUUAUCACAGUUUGGACGUGUGAUGUCUUCAAGAGACGUUGA
Bipolaris victoriae FI3 is the source of this 1698-nucleotide messenger RNA. RefSeq lists its product as hypothetical. The coding region runs from base 1 to 1698 and encodes 565 amino acids. The record is from RefSeq and is a predicted model, not a curated record. The transcript is spliced from 2 exons. NCBI's taxonomy places the organism in Eukaryota, Fungi, Ascomycota, Dothideomycetes, Pleosporales, Pleosporaceae.